Messenger RNA from Naumovozyma castellii, 1488 nucleotides. RefSeq names its product Ioc4p (gene IOC4). The record is from RefSeq and is a predicted model, not a curated record. Lineage: Eukaryota; Fungi; Ascomycota; Saccharomycetes; Saccharomycetales; Saccharomycetaceae. Bases 1 to 1488 code for a protein of 495 amino acids. The transcript has a single exon.
AUGAUGAGUGAGCCAUCGGUUGACUAUAUAUAUCAGCCAACAGAUAUUGUCCUUGCCAAAGUCAAAGGAUUUUCAGCAUGGCCUGCAAUGAUUGUUCCAGAUGAAUUAAUACCAGAUCAUAUUCUUAAAACGAGAACACAUAGUACUACAGGUGAGGUUGAACCUGCAGAGGUUGCAAAGGAACUGGAUACUACCAAUGAAGAUGAUACGUUUGAUGAAAAUAUUGAUCCAGAGAAAUAUAUCAUUUAUUCGAAGAUGUUGAAAUUUAAGAAGAAUGAAAAAUUAAGGCAUCAAUAUUGCGUGAAAUUUUUCUGUGACGAUUCAUAUAUUUGGGUAAAACCAACAGAUAUACAAUUGUUGAGUAAGGAAGCAUGCCAGGAAUGGCUUGAUAGCUCGAAAAGAAAAAAUAAGAAGUUGAUACCUGCUUAUGAAAUGGCAAGUCGUGGAAUUGAAGGUAUCGAUAUUUGGGAAUUUAUUGAAUAUGGGUCCUAUGGGAAAGAUGAUGAUGAAGAAGAGUACAUAGAAGAAGAUGAAAGUAUUCAACCGAGGAAAAGGACCAGAGGGGCCGUCAAGAAAGAGCCAACUAGAUCAUCAAUGAGACAACGAGGGAAAAGGAAACUUGAAGAAGAGGAAAGUGAGGGCGACGAAAAACCAACUCGUCUACGGAAUACAAGAUCGAAGGGCAAGUCCACCAUUAAAAAGGAGCCCGUUCAAAGGAGAACGAGACGAUCAGCACCAGUGAAAGAAGAGGAGGAGGAGGAGGAGGAGGAUGUUGAGGAUGAAUUCUCUGAGGAAGAGCAUCCAGUCAAACGAACGAACACCAAAUCUAAAGGACCGAAAAGAACUACUGCAAAGGGUAAGAGUAAAACUAAAACGAAAGCCAAACCAAAGCCUCAAAUCAUAAAAUAUGAGUACGAAGACGAUGAAGAUUGGUCCCUAGUUGGAUUAGGUCCACAAGAUCUUACUAUUCAUCUUGCGGUUAAUCCUCUGGUAAAUCGUUUAACUCAGAAGAAAAAUGUUGAAAGACACUUAGACCAAAAACUGAACAUAUUAGAUAAGAUUGCAGGUAUAAACAAGCUGCUUACUACCUUAAUUCUUCCAGAAAAUCCAGACUCCAAGAUUACCAUUGGUAAAGAUGAUUAUGAUCUUUUAUUGGAUGAAAUGGACCAGGCACUUUCCAUGAAGGGUGCAAAGCGUGAAUUCCUUAUAAUUUUUCAAUCAAGUACAGAACUUUUAUUGAAUAUGAGAAUUUUGUUGAAUAUAAGACGCGAUGAAUUAUUGAAAUGGAAAUUAUGGGACCAAUUUCAGGCUUUCUUUGAAUUAGUCUUCCAACAUGAACUUAUCGAAGAUGAGCAAGGAUGGACUUUUGAACAGGUUUCGGAUGAUGGAGAUAAAGAUAACAGUACUAAUAAGAUACCCACUGGAUCAAUUGACGUAGAUAAAAAAGAGCCAGAAAUUGAAAUGGCAUCCGUCGAUGAGGUUAAAUAA